Messenger RNA from Lactuca virosa, 580 nucleotides. The record is from the annotation of a GenBank genome assembly. Lineage: Eukaryota; Viridiplantae; Streptophyta; Magnoliopsida; Asterales; Asteraceae.
AUGAUGAUUUCUUCACCCAACUACAACGAAUUGUGUGAUAUGACUAGGGUUAGGGUUCUUCCUAAAUCAAUUACCCCAUUAUUCCCAAAACAAAAUCGAGACUUAUCAGUGGUUCAUCGAAUCGUUCCCGAUGUUCGCUUCUUGACAACUUUCUUGAUUCGAGAGGGAAUUCAUUUUCUUUUAGCACAAAGUUCCUCCCACCGAAAGAAGAGAAUCUUGCUGCUCUUUCAACAAAUCCAGGAUCUGUCGGGAAUGGAGCAAGUGGUAAUUGACGAUUUCCGAGAACCGUUUCUGAAGAUAAUGGGAGUUGGUUUCAAAGCAAGACCUGAAUCUGAAGGGCGUCUUUUGUUUCUGAAAUUGGGUUACAGUCAUGAUGUGGAAUUGACAGUUCCUCCUGCAGUUCGAGUAUUUUGUUUCAAACCCAAUAUUGUGUGUUGCACUGGAAUUGACAAGGAAAGGGUGUAUCAGUUUGUUGUUGUUGUUCAUAGUUGUAAGCCCCCUGAAGUUUACAAAGGGAAAUGUAUUAUGUAUGUUGAUGAAGUUAUAAAGAAGAAACAGAAAAAGAAAUCAAGAUAGUUUU